This is a messenger RNA of Marmota monax (woodchuck), 1428 nucleotides long. Its product is annotated as PRAME family member 5-like. Gene Ontology annotation, cellular component: cytoplasm. The transcript has 5 exons. Gene Ontology annotation, biological process: negative regulation of DNA-templated transcription; negative regulation of apoptotic process; positive regulation of cell population proliferation. Lineage: Eukaryota; Metazoa; Chordata; Mammalia; Rodentia; Sciuridae. The coding region runs from base 1 to 1428 and encodes 475 amino acids. The record is from RefSeq and is a predicted model, not a curated record.
AUGCAGACUCCAGAGGAUGAGCAGCAGGCCCCACAAAUGCUCCAGAAGUGGGCAGGGCGCAGCCUCCUGAAGGACAAGUCCAGGGCCAUCCUAGCUCUGGAGGACCUGCCCAUACAGCUCUUCCCACCACUCUUCAUGGAGGCCUUCAGCGGGGGACACACUGAGGUCCUGAAGAAAAUGGUGCAGGCCUGGCCCUUCACCUGCCUGCCCUUGGGGUCCCCGAUGAGGAAGACAGAGCUGGAUAUGAUCCGAGUGGCACUGGAUGGGCUGGAUAUGCUGGCUGCCCAGCAGGAUCGCCCCAGUGGGUGGAUGAGAGGAAGGGUCUUACAGCUGUGCUGUAAGAAGCUGCAGAUGUGCUCUUUGCCCAUUUAUAGCAUCAAGAGGAUCUUGGAGAGAUUGGAUCUGGACUUUAUCCAGCAAGCGGAUGAGGAGAAAGAUCAGUUGAUGGAUGAUAUUACCUCACAGUUUGCCAAGAUGGACAGCCUCCAGAGGCUGUACCUGGAUGGUUUCUUUCUCCUAGAUGGCCGUCUGUGCCAGGUGCUCAGAUUCAACAGGAUGAGCAUCAGGACCAUACCCACACUCCAGGACCUGGUGAUACAGAACAUACUGCGCAACAAGGCCUUGCCCAUCCCCAAUCUGGAGUACCUUCCCAGGGUGCCUACCCUGCAGUUGUACAAGGAGGCUAUAAUGGGGGGUCACAUGGAGAUGGUAAAGAAAAUGGUGCUGUCCUGCCCCUUGCCCUGUCUGCCUGUGGAGUACCUGCUGAAGACAAGAGAUGUGAAGGCCUUAAAAACCCUACUGAAUGGGCUAGACUUGCUGAUUUCCCAGAACAUUUACCCCAGGAGUCAGACCCCCUUGAAAACACUUUCGCUGAGAGGUUGUCCGCUCAAGGAGAAGGAUUUAAAGCAUCUGUCCAUGUGUCCGAGCACUGAUCAACUGAAGUAUCUGGAUCUCAGCUCUUUUUCCAUGAAAUAUAUGAGUCCUGAGCCCUUCCGGGUACUGCUGGAGAAGGUGGCACCCACCCUUGAGACCCUGGUUUUAGAGUUUUGUGAGAUAACAGAGUCCCUGCUAAAUGCCAUCUCACCAGCCCUGGGUCACUGUUCCCAGGUCAAAACCUUCAGUUUCUGUGGGAACCAAAUCCCCCUGAAUGCUCUUAAGAACCUGCUGAGCCACACCGGCUGCCUGCCGCUGGAACAAGCAAAGUACCCUGCCCCUCUGGAGAGCUUUGAUGAAAUCCUCUGGGGUUUCUGGACUGAGAUCAACCACAUGAAAUUUGACCAGGUUCGGAAGGAGUUGAUGCAGCUGGUGAAGGACAUCAGGCCUGUCCACGACAUCCAGAUUUAUACUUAUGAUUGUGUUCUUCACCUCAAACAUACGGAUUUUAUUGCCGGAAACCCAGUGGCAAUUCGGAAGACAGGGGAUUAUUGA